UCGCAAACGCCGGCGUCAUGGCUACGCCCGAGGGCCGUACCGCCGACGGCUUCGAAACCCAGUUCGGCGUCAACCAUCUUAGCCACUUUCUGCUCUUCGUCCUCCUACGACCGGCACUUCUGGCUGCCGCAACGCCCUAUGCCAGUUCUCGGGCGUUAUUCCUCUCGUCCAUCGGCCACCGCGGUGGCGAAGUCGACUUUGAGAACUACAACCUCGACGGCGCCUAUGACAAGUGGAAGGCGUACUCGCAGAGCAAGACAGCCAACCUGUGGACGGCGAACGAAGCGGAUCGACGUUAUGGCGGAUAUGGCCUGCGUGCCUUCAGCGUACAACCGGGCGGAAUUCAAACCGGGCUCCUGCAGCACAUGAGCGAGGAGGAGACACAAGGUUUGUCGGGGGAUCCUGCUCUAGCCCCGCAGUUCAAGAGCCCGGAGCAAGGGGCCGCCACGACUGUCUGGGGCGCUAUCUCUAAGAGUCUAGAUGGUAUGGGUGGCAAGUAUCUGGAAGACGUUCAGAUCGCCAGGGCAUGGCAGUCGAGCGACGGACAGUGGGGUCCUGGAUACGCACCACAUGCUUAUAGCCGGGAGAAGGAAGCGAAGCUUUGGGAGCUGUCUUUGAAGCUGGUCGGCGAAGAGUCUUAAAUGGGCUAGAGGCCGCGAUUGUUGCCCAAAAAUGUUUUAAGAACAAUAGGUCAAAGCAAACCAGUUGUUCUACACUCGCAGUAAACACG
Molecule: messenger RNA, 730 nt
Organism: Trematosphaeria pertusa
Lineage: Eukaryota; Fungi; Ascomycota; Dothideomycetes; Pleosporales; Trematosphaeriaceae
Product: NAD(P)-binding protein
Exons: 1
Coding region: 18-641 (207 amino acids)
Source: RefSeq, a predicted model, not a curated record